GGUGAAGUGUUCCGGCGGAGCAGCGGAAAGGCUGCCGGUUCUGUGAUUCAUCGCAUCUGCCGGUGCCGCCAUUAAAGAAAGGAAUUAAUGGAGGAGCUCUCCGGGUGCUCUCAAAAGCCUCGCUCGUUUGGCGUUCAUGUCGGUGGACGCUUGCGGGGGAUGAUGGGCUCGGCUGCUGUCUCAGUCUCGGUCUGUGUUUGAUGAUGGUUGUUUUUGCUUUCGGAGGUCGAGGUGUCUGACUGUCCUUGGUGUACGCGAGCUCGGGCAGCCAAUGCCGGAUGUUUUUGGCGUAAUCUUUUUGUUCGGUCGGAGACGCAGUGCUCAGGCGUUGGCAACCUGGAGUUUCGGAGGAGAGAUGCGAAUUUAGGGGGGUAAAUGAGUGUUGAUGGUUGGCAGUCCUGCUAUUUGAAGACAACGGUGCGACAUUUCUCUAGCAGAUUUUGUUUGAUUAGGGCUUCAUGCAGUGAUUCUACAAAAUAGAGGAAGGCGCCUGACUGUAUUGUAAAGGUCAAUCAAUUUUGUUUUCCUAAAUGAUGCCGUCGUGUUUCUUUUCUGUUUGAUUUCAUCGCGGAGCAGUGAACCGGAAAGGGAUAGCUAUUAGCUGUUAUCUUUUCUCUCGAGCAAACGGAGAUGCAUUCGCUUAGUAGUAGAUUAUGUGCUGGUGGAGUGAUAGUUCUGAUAUAGAAUCUGCAGUGCCGAUAAAGAAAUUUGUUUGCAUCAUAUUCGGUUGGGCUAUUAGCUCCAAGGAGGGUGAUCCUGGUGAAACUUGAUCAGCAAUGCCAAGCAUUAGAGCUCCAUCAUCAAAAAGGACUGCAAGUCUAUUGGUGGCAGUAAAAUGCAGACCACUGACUGAAGCAGAACAAAAGCAGUGCAGGCAUAUUAUUCAAGUUACGGAUGAUAAGAGCUUAAUUGUCUUAGAUCCUGACCUGUCAAAGGACUAUCUUGACCUCAUACAAAAUCGGACUAAAGAAAGAAGAUAUAACUUUGAUCAUGUAUUUGGACCUGGUUGUUCCAAUGUGGAUGUUUACCGAAACAUAUCAUCAACCAUUGCUGGUGUCAUUCAAGGUCUUAAUGCCACUGUAUUUGCAUAUGGCUCAACAGGAAGUGGUAAAACUUACACAAUGGUUGGAAUCCCCAAAGACCCUGGACUCAUGGUCCUUAGUUUGCAUACCAUAUUUGAUCUUAUCAAGAAGGAUAAGACUUCAGACAUUUUUGAAGUAUCUUGUACAUAUCUCGAAGUAUAUAAUGAAGUUAUCUAUGAUUUGCUUGAAAAAUCUUCAGGCCAUUUGGAACUUAGAGAAGAUCCCCAACAUGGUGUUAUAGUUGCUGGUUUAAGAAGCAUUAAGGUUCAGUCAGCUGACAGGAUUCUUGAAUUGUUGAAUCUUGGAAAUAGUAGGCGCAAGACUGAAAGCACUGAAGCAAAUGCAACCUCAUCACGUUCGCAUGCAGUACUGGAGAUUAGUGUGAAAAGAAAGCAGAAAAAUCAGUAUCAGAGUCGGGUUCUCCGUGGAAGACUUGCAUUAGUUGAUCUUGCUGGCAGUGAAAGGGCUUCUGAGACUAAUAGCGGAGGCCAUAAGUUGAGGGAUGGAGCUAAUAUCAAUAAGUCACUCCUUGCUUUGGCAAAUUGCAUAAAUGCUCUAGGAAAGCAACAAAAGAAGGGUCUUGCAUAUGUCCCUUAUCGCAACAGCAAGUUGACUCGUAUCCUAAAGGAUGGACUUAGUGGUAAUUGCCAAACAAUAAUGGUUGCAACUAUAUCACCUGCUGACGAUCAAUAUCACCACACUAUCAAUACACUGAAAUAUGCUGAUCGAGCUAAGGAGAUCAAAACCCAAGUCCAUAAAAACAUAGGGACAGUUGAUACUCAUGUUGCAGACUACCAACGGAUGAUUGAUAGUCUCCAGAUUGAGGUUUGUCGACUCAGAAAGGAGUUAGCUGAAAAGGAAUCACAGUUGAGCACAAAACCUGCAGAAAGGGCUUCGGAUGAUGAACAUUCAUGUUUGAAUAUGUUAAGUCGUGAAACAAGUGAGAAUGUACAGGAACACAUAAAUCUACAGAAGGCUCUGUUUGAGCUUGAAGAAACUAAUAUACGCAAUCGCACUGAGCUUCAACGUCUUGAUGAUGCUAUUGCCAUGCAAGAGGUUACAUCUGGAGUCGAGAAAGAUGGAGCUGUUGUGCGAGCAUUAAGAUCAAGGAGACAAGUUAUCUUGGACAACAUCCGUGAUAAUGAUGAAGCUGGUGCUGCUUAUAGAAAGGAUAUACAGAUCAAUGAAAAACAUCGAAAUCAGCUACAAAAUAUGAUUGAUGAAGCCAUCAACAACAAUGGCAACAAAACAUAUCUCCAGAUUCUUAGCCAAUACCGACUUCUUGGUAUGGCAAAUACUGAGCUUCAUUUUGAAAUGGCAAUGAGAGACCAAGUCAUACAUGAUCAGAGAGAAGCAAUCAGGACCCUUUGGAAUUUGCUUUUGGGAUUAGGACUCGACGAACAACAAAUUACAGAUCUGGCUGCUAAACAAGGUAUCAAAAUAGAAGUAUCUUCUCCUCGAGCAAGUUACCUAAGCAUGAAGCAAUCACCAGUGGGUUACCACGCCAAAAUCCCGCCAUUCAUACAUCCUAGUUCAAACUCUCAAAUAUAUCCUUCUAAUGCUUGCAUCUUCCAGCAACACCAAGGUUGUAGCUCCGUAGCUUAUGUGAGAUCCCAAACCAACAAUCCUACUGUCUGCAGGGAGGAGCACUCUAGUUCUUAUUAUUCACACUCGCACAAUCACUCACACUUAUUUUCCGGAUUGGGAGAAAGAGGGUCCGGCAGAAGACUGAGUCCAUCAUUCUAUACGCCUGAAAAAACUACCCAAGAUGCAAGCAGCUUCUACCCGGCAGUGAAAUCUCUACCAUCCUUUUGCAGCAAAGAACAGUCAUCUUCUGGCAAGGAUUUGUUCAAUCAACCAAAGCGAGAACCAUGGUUUCCAUGUAGGCAGAAUCUGGAGGGUUGUUCCGUGACUGGAUCGAACCACCAACACUCCUACGAUGAACUAGCAAGCUAUGGUGGUGCCAAUUGUGGAUUACAUGAUAAUUGUCGUCUCCGCCACUCAUCGACAAGGCAUCCAGAUUUUGUGCCAUAUGAUACAGUCGGUCGUCGGACCAUCUCGUCUAUAAAUACCCUAAACCUGAAAUGGAGCAGCAAGCAGUCGCCGGAGGUAGCUAGUGGCGAUGGUGAGGGGGAGGAAGACGACGAGGGGCAAGCAGAAGAUCGAGAUCAAGAAGAUCGAGGACGAAGAUGCGCGUUACAUCAGCUUCUCGAAGCGCCGGAACGGGAUCUACGCCAAGGCCAGCGACCUCGCCACCCUCUGCGGCGUCGAGAUCGCCGUGGUCGUCUUCUCCCCCACCGGCAGGCCCCACUCCUUCGGCAGCCCCUCUGUCAUGUCCAUCAUGGAUUGAUUCGUCUCCGGCGACCCCUACAGGAUGCCCAACGCGAUCGCCGGAAUCUACCAACGAAAGCAGAUGGUGAAGGAGCUGAACCAGCAGCUGACGGAGGUGGUCAGAGAAUUCGAGGAGAUCAAGGCGCAGCGGGCGGCCCUGGAGCAACGCCGCGCGGAGGCCAUCAAGGGCUUGGAGUGGAUGGACAACAUCGCCGGCAUGGGCCGCCAGGAGCUCUUCAAAGCGAUGGAGUUUCUCGAGAAUAUCAAGUUCCGCGCGGAAGCCCGAUUGAGGGAGCACCUGAGCAUGGCCGGCGCAGGCAACACCAGCGCGGCCGGCGGCAGAAACGCCCUUGUGCCCAGAAACGUCGACGCCUUCUCUGCACCGGCGAGCCAAACUCCCGUCCUCAGAGGUGGUGGUGGAGCUGGAGGAUAUGUGAACGCGACUCCCUUCAAUGGAGGAGGACUUCUCGGUGCUUACAACUACAUGAGCAUCUUGACCUCCGUGCAUCGAGGAGUAUACGUCAAUCCAGCUUCCAUCCAUGGAGGAGGCUUCCCUAACUCCCUAGCCAUUAGAGGCGGCGGCGGCGGCGGCGCUGCCGGCGGAUAUAUGAUUCCUCUGACAGAUUCUCUUGCGGCGGCAGAGUCGGAGCCAAACCCACAAGAU
Molecule: messenger RNA, 4077 nt
Organism: Zingiber officinale
Lineage: Eukaryota; Viridiplantae; Streptophyta; Magnoliopsida; Zingiberales; Zingiberaceae
Product: kinesin-like protein KIN-8B
Exons: 18
Coding region: 777-3971 (1064 amino acids)
Biological process (GO): microtubule-based movement
Molecular function (GO): microtubule motor activity; microtubule binding; ATP binding
Source: RefSeq, a predicted model, not a curated record